AUGAAGCUUGCUACCCUAUCCCUCCUCGCUCUCUCCGCUACAACCGCCACCGCGCGCUUCGUAGAGCAGCACGAGACCGACCAAGUCGUUAUCAACAAUGUCGAUGUCGACGAGGAGCUCUUCCUCAUCGAGCUCGCCCCAGGCAAGACACGGCUGGUGACCGAGGAGGAGAAAUGGGAGCUCAGACGAAAUGGCCAAAACUUCAUGGACAUCACUACCACCAAAUCUCUUGGCCAACAGCUCUCCACCUCCUCCUCCUCCUCCUUCCACAAGAAACACCCCAUUUUCCCCUCCAAGCCCGCCCUUCAGAAAGAACUCGCCCCCAUGCUCAAGGCUCUCGAUAAGAAGAAGAUGCAAAAGCACCUCGAGACCUUUUCCGCCUUCCACACCCGCUACUACAAGUCCGACUACGGGCGUCAAUCAUCCGAGUGGCUGCUGGCACAAGUACAAGAUACUAUUAAGGAGGCGGGCGCGGACAAGUACGGCGCAUUCGCGGAGCACUUUAAGCAUCCAUGGGGACAGAAUAGUAUUAUUGCUACUAUUCCCGGCAAGAGUAACUCCACUGUCGUGAUUGGUGCGCACCAAGACAGUAUUAACCUGUUUUUCCCCUCCCUUUUGUCGGCGCCGGGUGCCGAUGAUGAUGGGUCUGGAACCGUCACGAUCUUGGAGGCCCUGAGGGUCUUGCUGACAAGUGAGGAUAUUAUCAAGGGGAAUGGCGAGAACACAGUCGAGUUUCACUGGUACUCUGCUGAAGAAGGUGGACUGCUGGGCAGUCAAGCUAUAUUUGCCGAAUAUGAGAAGAUUGGACGGGAUGUCAAAGCAAUGCUGCAGCAGGACAUGACUGGUUUCGUCCAAGGUACGCUUGAUUCAGGCAAGCCGGAGAGCGUGGGCGUGAUAACGGAUUUCGUUGAUCCGGCCUUGACGGAGUUUAUCGAGAAAAUCGUCACCGAGUAUUGCGAAAUCCCGUACGUAGAGACCAAAUGCGGAUACGCUUGCUCCGACCACGCAUCGGCCUCUAAAGCCGGCUACCCUUCGGCUUUCGUUAUCGAGUCUGCUUUCGGCAAUUCGGACAAGCGUAUCCAUACUAGCGACGACACCAUCAAGUACCUGAGCUUUGAUCACAUGCUUCAGCAUGCUCGCUUAACCCUAGGAUUAGUCUACGAGUUGGCUUUUGCCAAGCUGUGA
Messenger RNA from Drepanopeziza brunnea f. sp. 'multigermtubi' MB_m1, 1185 nucleotides. RefSeq lists its product as uncharacterized. Gene Ontology annotation, biological process: proteolysis. Gene Ontology annotation, molecular function: metalloexopeptidase activity. NCBI's taxonomy places the organism in Eukaryota, Fungi, Ascomycota, Leotiomycetes, Helotiales, Drepanopezizaceae. The record is from RefSeq and is a predicted model, not a curated record.